Molecule: messenger RNA, 2324 nt
Organism: Amyelois transitella
Lineage: Eukaryota; Metazoa; Arthropoda; Insecta; Lepidoptera; Pyralidae
Product: gremlin-2
Exons: 2
Coding region: 88-774 (228 amino acids)
Biological process (GO): animal organ morphogenesis
Molecular function (GO): BMP binding; receptor ligand activity
Source: RefSeq, a predicted model, not a curated record
UCUUGCGUUCAUUACCGCUCUGCCGGCCGGCCCUGCGCACACGCACGCGCAGCGCUCCUCAUACCACGCCAACGCACGUCCUACGAAAUGCUGCCUUUUAUAUGCUCCAGAGUCAACAUGGACUACUUCACCAAGCCAUCAUUUUGGUUUGCGGCUGCUGCAAUUUUAGCCGCCUGUGAUAUCUGCGCUGGCGCCAGUAACAGACGACCGUUUAAGCCGAGCGAUUCAAUUUUAGAUAUAAUCAACACAAAGGAGGUUGAAAAGUUAAUUGCAGAACGUCGACGUGUUGAACAAGCCUCGGCAGCCACUACAUACGUGACAAAUAACCAUGCUGAUGGCACUUCUGAGACCUUAGUCAUCUCCGCUCCUGAUCUAGAAGAAAGCACCGAAAUACCAUCGGGAACAGAUUUCCGAAAUAUUCUUAAAUCAUCCAAAAACGCUCUUGUCGUAACUAAGAAGGAAUACCUUAAAGAAGAUUGGUGUAAAACGGAGCACUUAGUUCAAAGGAUACGCGAACCAGGUUGCUUACCGACGACAGUGAUUAACAAUUUUUGUUACGGACAGUGUAAUUCAUUUUUCAUUCCCCGGGCACCACGGCGGCGAGACAGUGAGGAACGACCACCGCCGGCCUUCAAGUCUUGUUCAGUCUGUAAGCCCAAAAAGAUGACAUGGGUGACAGUGAAGCUGCGGUGCCCUGGUCAGAAUCCGCCUUACAGACUUAAACGUAUACAGAAAAUAAAACAGUGCAAGUGUUUACCCGUAGGAGUAAAUUGAUAGUGAAUUGGAAUGGGACCCUCUUUAUCAGAGGCGGUGCAACCAUUGUGGCUUGCAGCCGAAGAGUGAAGCGUCAUGGGAGCAUCCUUUGAGGCAACAGGUCGAGUUUGCAGGUCGAAAGUGUUGAUUUCGCGAGUGAGAUAUGUUGCCGAUAUUGUUCCAGAUUGAAUUGUGGACGGAUUGAUUGACUAAACAGAUCCAUCGUGCUCGUAUACGUCAAUAGACAUGACGUAAUGUGAUGCAUGCACUUCACGUUCACAGGCAAAAGCUUUAAUUGUGUUGUGUUAGUAUGGCGAUCUUAAAGUAGUGGUCGGCUUUAUUCGAAAAGAUGUACUGUUGAACAGAUUUCGUAUCUAAUGUAAUUCUUCUUAGAGUAUGGUCUUAUACGAUUACAGAAUGUGUGAUAUUAGAAUAUCAAGUGACGGACAUUUGUAAAACAUAAAUCAUAAAAAUGCAUUAAGAGCAUAAUGAACAUUAUUAUCUACAUUCAUAAUAAAAAAGAAACUUGUGAGAUUCUCGUAGAUUUUUUUUAUUUAUUUUUUUAGCGUAAACUAGACUAAUCAAAAUACGCUUAUUAUAUAUGUAGUGUAGGUACAAAAUAAUGUUGCAAUUUUGUCGGGUUAUGUUUAAAAUAAAUUUGAUAUUAUGGACUUUACGUAGGCAGUCAGCUUUAAUGGUAGAACGGAAAUAUAACUGUGAUCUCUGUUUGCUACCACUCAAGAUAUGCAUUUGUUUACAUAAUAAAAACAUUUGUAUGAUGUUAUUUAAGUUUAGACAGAGGCGGUAGUGCUCAUGCACAGAGGUGAUCAGUAUUUAUUGUUUAGGUAUAUUAUUGUUUUACUAUAUUUUCGAUUUUAAUAUCUUUUAAAGUUAAAAUAAACUUCCCAGUAAUCAUUUUAGUUCACUUUAGAGAAAAGAGUAAAAGUAUAAUUGGAAAUAAAAUAGGAAAGACUGUAAUAUGAAUUAUCCGGUAAAUGUAAAUAUUUUAAGUUCUAUACUGAACUGACUUAACUUUUUCAUACUUAGCACUACUUAGCAGUAGGUACUUAGCAAAAUAUAUUGUUAUAUAAUUAUAUUUGAAAUUUUCAGAAUUAAGGUUAGUCCUUAAUAGACAUAUGGACUUAUACUUAUAUCUAUAUAAAAAAAGUUGUGUGAAAACUUACCGCUGUCAAAAUUCUAUUCUUCCUAUAUAUUAAGUCAUGUGAUUUUAGUACUUAUAAUUGGUGUACGUUAGCGUCAUGUUGUUUGUUGAUAAAUGCAGAUUUUUUUUUAAUUUCUUACACAUAGGUAUCUACUGUAUCUAUAUGAAACGGAGACUCUCUUAAAACUAAAGGUAUCUUAAAUCAAAACGUCUAACAACAUCUGUUGAUAUCAGACCCUUUCGAUAUCCGGCUACGUGAAGUUGGGUGAAGAAAAACAAGGUAACUUUUCAUCACCGUUUUUAAAUUUCAGUUUAAUAUAUACAUACAUAUGAGAAAUAAAAAAUCACGUUCGCUAUAUAAGAAUGCAUUUGAAAAGUGUGUAAUAGAGGAUAAUCUUAAUCAGUCAAA